AUGAAGUUCGAACGACCCUCCUCGCCCCUUACCAUCGAUGGCGGGAGGCUUGUAUGUCGCGAACACCUCCUCGUGAUCUGCGCUAUGUGCUGCGUGGAUUACAGCAACAUGAGAGAGGACAUCGAAAUGUGGGAAGCAGGCGAUGACUAUAAUAACCGUGCUGUUCAGGACACUCAAAUGGAAGAAGCUGGUGAUGUUUAUAAUGACAACAACAGUUCUACCAAAGCCACCAGAAACGAGAGACAACAACCCUCGAUGAACCCUCGAUCAAUGGAGAUCGAUGAGCCAGACCGAAAGCCCAACAAGAGACAUAAGGGCCGACACGGCAAAGAAAGCCGAAUUCAGCCCGUUUUCCCCCAGAGAUUUAUCCCUCCAACACCAGAGGAUACUCCACGAUCACUCUUCAAACCUCUCGUUUUCGUAUCAGAGGGCAGGCCUUCGAUACGCCGAUUCGUUGGAAGAGAGAACCACUACCAAUGCCUGGUAUAUACAGCUGGCGCUUGCCAUGAUAAUUGGAAGGGGGAUGAGAACUAUGCCAAAGCUGGCUGGUCAUUUGUAUACAGACCACAGAACCCAUCACGCAAUAUCACUGGUGGGGUUGCUGGUCGCCUCGAGUUGAUGGGCCCAACUAGAGUCUAUCAUCAACAGACGAGAACUCGUGCAGAGCUGCGAGCUGUGAUUGCGGCCUUGAAAUAUCUGUCUCAUGACGGCAAUACGUUUGACAGCGUGGUUGUCGCCACGGACUCAAGUUAUGUUGUCAACAAUGCAACAAUUUGGAUCCGCAAAUGGCUUACAAGGGAUUGGAAAAAUGCUGGUGGCAGACCGAUCAAGAAUAGGGACUUAUGGGAGGCGUUGCUAAAGGAGGUGAGGUGUUGCUAUGUGCAGGGAAGAGAGGUCUAUCUGUGGCACAUUGAUAGGUUGCUAAAUCAGGAUGCGGUUAGGCUGGCUAAUUGGGCGACUGUGCCUGACUCGGCUCCUAUCGAGUUCGUGGAGGAAUUUCCUCCUUCGUUGUGA
Molecule: messenger RNA, 1014 nt
Organism: Aspergillus neoniger CBS 115656
Lineage: Eukaryota; Fungi; Ascomycota; Eurotiomycetes; Eurotiales; Aspergillaceae
Product: ribonuclease H-like protein
Exons: 1
Coding region: 1-1014 (337 amino acids)
Biological process (GO): DNA replication, removal of RNA primer
Molecular function (GO): RNA-DNA hybrid ribonuclease activity; nucleic acid binding
Source: RefSeq, a predicted model, not a curated record